Ricinus communis (castor bean) is the source of this 2440-nucleotide messenger RNA. RefSeq names its product proton pump-interactor 1. The coding region runs from base 284 to 2152 and encodes 622 amino acids. The transcript has 8 exons. NCBI's taxonomy places the organism in Eukaryota, Viridiplantae, Streptophyta, Magnoliopsida, Malpighiales, Euphorbiaceae. The record is from RefSeq and is a predicted model, not a curated record.
ACAUAAGACUUUGCACUGCUUCUACUUCUCUAUAAGAAGCAGAAACAAAAGGAAACAGAGAAAAGAGAGAAGAGAGAGAGAGAGAGAGAGAGAGAGAGAGAGAUUGAGAUUUGAGAUCUGACCCGUUUUGUUUGAUUUUUGCCAAAACUCGAAACUCGAGGGCCCUUUCUCAAGAGGGUCUUCUCCCUUUUUUGUCAUUUUUUUUCUUAAAAUUUUGAUUCCAUUUCUUUCUUUCUCUUUCUGGAUUUUUCAGUUCUAAAAGGCUAAUCUUUUGUUCAGAACGAUGGGUGUGGAGGUUGUGGGAUCUGAAAUGGCUCAAGUACCCGUUGAGAAGGUUGCUGAAGUAGAUGGUUCAUUUUUGCAUGAGAAAGAGAACGGAAAACUAGAUAAGGAUUCAGGGAUGAAAGAAACUAUUAAAUUUGGUUCACAUGAAGAGGAGCAUGUUAAAGGAGAAGGAAAUGAUGUUGCAGGUGCCAAGUUCCCAAAGGAUGCAGCUGACGAGUGGCCUGUAACGCAGAUUCAUACGUUUUAUUUUGUAAGGUUCCGGCCAUUUGAUGAUCCAAAAAUAAAAGUCAAAAUUGAUCAGGCAGACAGGGAGAUUCAGAGGAACAACAAAGCCCGGUUUCAUAUUACUGAAGAAUUGAAAGCAAAAAGGUCUGAGCGUAAAGAAAUAGCUGAACAGCUGAGGACUCUAAGAAAUGAGAAUGAUCAGUAUAAAACAAUCUUUGAUGAGAAAAGAAAGGAAAUGGAACCUCUUCAACAGGCGCUAGGCAAGCUGCGAACAAACAAUGCUGCUCGUGGUGGUUUAUGUUCAUCUGAGGAAGAACUUAAUGAUAUUAUUCACAGCUUGCAAUUUCACAUGCAACAUGAGAGCAUAUCGUUGACAGAGGAGAAGAAAAUACUUAGAGAAAUCAAACAACUUGAGGGGACAAGGGAAAAAGUAAUUGCUAAUUCUGCAAUGAGAGCAAAGAUUCAGGAUUCAAUGGGCCAGAAAGAAGCUAUUCAAGACCAAGUCAAACUUAUGGGUGUUGAUUUGGAUGGAGUAAGAAAGGAGCAACAGUCAGUUUGGGCAAGAAUUACUCAAUUAAGGGAAAAAGUGAAAACAUUAGACGCUGAAAUUAAUUCUCUACAGGAUGAGCUUACAGAAGUGACAGAGAGGAGGGACAAAGCAUAUGAUAGCAUCAAGUCUUUAAGGCAACUGCGUGAUGAAGGGAAUGUCCACUUCUAUAAUAGUCGCAAGACCAUUACUGAAGCCAAGGACCUGGCUGCCAAGAAAGAUGUAAAAGCUCUUGAGACACUUUCUAUUGGAGAGGUUAAUAAAUUUAUGUCCCUCUGGAGCAAUAACAAGGCCUUUAGGGAUGAUUAUGAAAAAAGAAUUUUGCCAUCACUUGACAGUCGGCAGUUGAGUAGGGAUGGGCGAAUUAGGAAUCCGGAUGAGAAGCCAUUGUUGCAAUUGGAUAUGACUGUACCCUCUGAACCAGAACCAGUAGCCAAAGCUAAUGCCAAACGAGCAAAAGAAGAUUUAAAAGCUACUCCACUAAAGGAGUCCUUGCCUACUCAGAAGGCCCCGAAAGAAUCAAAUAAGAAAGAUUUAAAGGCCACCUCGGAGCAUACUGAUGUAGCUGAUGAGAUCUAUGAGUCAGAGAAGCAGCAAAAGAAUCUUUCACCUGCUAAGGAAAUUGAUGAAGCAAAGUUGAAGGAGCUUAGGAGAGAAGAAGAGAUGGAAAAAGCUAAACAAGCUAAGGAAAGAAAGAAGAAAUUGGCUGAAAAAGCUGCAAAGAAAGCAGCUAUAAGAGCUGAAAAGGAAGCUGAAAAGAAGCUGAAGGAGAAAGAGAAGAAGUUGAAGAAGAAGGCUGCAGUGCCUGCACCUUCAACUGAACCUGAAGAACCAGCUGAACAGGUUUCAGAGGCAGUAGAACCUGAGAAGCUUGAAGUUCAGGAUGAACCUUCUGCUCCAGUGAAAGACAAAAUUAGAAAGGAGAAUUCUGUCAGGCACAGGACUCGAGCAAAGGGCGGAGAUUCACUUCCAAAAGCCAUUUUAAGGAGGAAAAGGUCGACCAACUAUUGGAUGUGGGCUGGUGCUGCCGGUGCUGCUUUGCUGCUACUUGUGUUUCUGGCCUUGGGAUAUUACUAUACUUCCCUGAAGAAGUGAAACUAGGAUAAAAUAGAAGCCUUUUGGACAAUUUUCUGCUUGGUGAGUGUGUGAGUGGGUUAGGUUUGUAGUUGCAGAAUUAAGACAUUUAUGUUCGUUGCAUCCUGUUGGUGGAUGGACUGAAAAAGCUCAUAAUGUUGGUGGCAGUAAUUUAGGCAGUUCCAUAAGUAUUUAGCCAAAAAAAAAAAAAAGAAAGAACUAAAUACAUCUAUUUUGUUUUUAUGUGCUUCCAAAUUUUGACUUUUUAAGUUAAAUUUCCAUGAAUCUUAAACGUAAUCCUUAGCUUUA